Pectinophora gossypiella (pink bollworm) is the source of this 2212-nucleotide messenger RNA. RefSeq names its product vacuolar protein sorting-associated protein 45 (gene Vps45). Gene Ontology annotation, biological process: intracellular protein transport; vesicle-mediated transport. The coding region runs from base 139 to 1854 and encodes 571 amino acids. Gene Ontology annotation, cellular component: Golgi membrane. The record is from RefSeq and is a predicted model, not a curated record. Lineage: Eukaryota; Metazoa; Arthropoda; Insecta; Lepidoptera; Gelechiidae. The transcript has 9 exons.
UGACAGUGACAGUUAUAACCAGAUGACAGUUUGUUUGUAUGGGUGAAUUGUUAAUCUUUGGGUGUAACAAACAACUAAAAUUUAACUAAUUUUGCACUAUUGUGUAUUGUUUGUUACUUUAGAUAAUAACGAGCAAUCAUGAAUGUGAUACAAGCAGUAAAAUUGUACAUAACGAAGAUGACGGAAGAAAGUGGGCCAGGGAUGAAAGUUAUUCUUAUGGAUAAAGAAACUACCAGCAUAGUGAGUAUGGUAUUUAGCCAGUCAGAGAUACUACAGAAAGAGGUGUACUUGUUUGAGCGCAUCGACAGCCAUGCCAAGUGGGACAACCUCAAGCACAUGAAAUGCAUAGUAUUUGUGCGGCCCACAUCCGAGAACAUCGCACUGCUGUCCCGGGAGCUACGGUUCCCCAAAUAUGGAGUUUAUUUUAUUUAUUUCAGCAAUGUGAUAUCGAAGGCGGACGUGAAGACUUUAGCUGAGUGUGACGAGCAGGAAUGCGUCCGUGAGGUGCAGGAGGUGUUUGCAGACUAUCUGGCUGUAGAUCGCCAUCUCUUCUCCUUCAACAUUGUUGGCUGUCUGCAUGGUCGCGCCUGGAACCAACAGCAUCUGCAGCGUUGCGCCCAGGGUAUCUUCUCCCUCGUGAUGUCAUUGAAGCGCCGCUGCCUGGUGCGCUACGAGGCAGCGUCGGAGCCCUGCGCGCGGCUGGCGGAGCGCGUGCGAGACCUGCUGAGGCGCGAGGCAGUGCUCAUUGACAAUAAUAUACCCUUCAACGGCGACAUACCCACGCCUCAACUGUUGAUCAUUGAUAGGAGAGAUGAUCCUGUCACGCCAUUGUUGAAUCAGUGGACCUAUCAGGCGAUGGUGCACGAGCUGCUGACCAUCAACAACAACCGUGUCAGUCUGGCGCACGUGGCCGACGUGCCCAAGGACUUCAAGGAGGUCGUGCUAGCUUCAGAACAGGACGAGUUCUAUGCCAAGAAUUUAUACUCGAACUUCGGUGAGAUCGGUCAGACGAUGAAGUCGCUGAUGGACGAGUUUCAGAAGAAGGCCAAGAGUCACCAGAAGGUGGAGAGCAUCUCCGAUAUGAAGAACUUCGUCGAGACCUAUCCGCUGUUCAAGAAAAUGUCAGGCACGGUGACGAAGCAUGUGACAGUGGUGGGGGAGCUGUCGGCGAUGGUGGCGCGGCACAACAUGCUGGAGGUGUCCGAGUUGGAACAGGAGAUCGCCUGCCAGUCGGACCAUUCCAAACAUCUGCAGCACCUAAAAAGUCUUCUCGCGAACGAAGCAGUGCGCCACCACGAUGCAGCAAAAGUAGUCGCUUUAUACGCUCUCCGUUACGAGAAACAUGCAUCCAACGCCCUGCCGACCUUGAUAGAGGCACUGAAGUCGCGGGGAGCGCCUGAGGCGUUAGUGCGAGCGGUUCUUAACAUAGUGGAGUAUGGCGGUGCUCAUGCAAGGCAGAGUGACCUCUUCGGCUUGCAGGAUGCCGUGAAGAUUACUAAGAGGCUGUUUAAGGGGCUAAGCGGCGUAGAAAACAUUUACACCCAACACAACCCUCUACUGAAGGACACUUUAGAAGACCUUAUCAAGGGUAAACUGCGAGAAAACAUGUACCCUACCAUCGGUGGUGAUGAUGGCAACUAUGGUCGGCGUCCGCAAGACAUCAUCGUGUUCAUUGUAGGGGGCGCCACUUACGAAGAAUCAUUAUGUGUGCAGCAACUCAACCAAGCUUACCCUGGAGUCAGGAUAGUCCUAGGAGGCACCACAAUACACAAUUCCACGUCUUUCCUGGAAGAAGUUAAAGCAGCUAUGCAGGGGUUACAUAGAACGCAUACUAGGCAUAUUAGGAAUGUCUGAACGAUCUCUUUUUUAGGUUAUAACAUGUAACUUUUGAAGAAAUGUUAAGGGAUUAUACAUGUCGUGGCCAGAUCUUAGAAUUGAUCAUUUCAUGAUGUGCUCGAUUUCAUGAAAUAGAAUAUAGGUAUCAUUCGUUGGCCACAUCAUGAUGUAGUUUGGCCAGAUCAAUGAACACAAAACUUUAUGAGCAACUAAAUGCAUGUUUACUUCAUGAUAUGGCCAAACGUUGGCAAUCAUAUAGUAAAAUUAGUAACAUUAUCCACCGGUAGUGACGCUGGUGUCGACUAUAUUUGUAACUUGAUAUUAUAAUCGAUGUAAUUGUACAAUUUUCCAUAUCGAUUAGGUAAAUAAUUCUGAA